AUGACGCUAAUCACAACGAGAACGAACAAGACCCUCAAAGGUCACAAGGCUGUCAUCCUUCUCAACACUGAGUCUCCUCGGACCCAAGUUGAUGUUAUCCAGAAACGAUUCCCUAGCUUGGUUAUCAAGACAUUCAUUGAAAAGAAGCGUGGAGAACCCCUGGAGCCUGAGUUUGAUGAGGAGGAGUGGAAAGAUACCACCAUCAUCUUGACUGCUGUAGCGACCGUCCACCUGCUGCCGAGACCAGAGCAGGCGCCUCAUUUGCAGUAUGUCCAGCUUACUAGCGCUGGUGCAGACUACUUUAUCAAGAAUCCUCUCUUCACCGAUACAACGAUUCCUAUCUGCACGGCUAGUGGCGUUCACGGGUUACUGACGACGCAGCAAGGCCUCAAAUCGCCGAACUUAGAUGUGGGUCAUGACGACAAUCUGUUGGAAGCAUCGACUAACAGCCAAUGGCAUCCUCUCAACACCGACCCCGAAGAUGCCACAGACACAGCUGGCAAGCGAAUUGGAAUCUUGGGCUACGGUAGCAUAGGACGCCAAACAGCCCGUGUUUCCAAAGCAUUAGGUCUGGAUAUCCACGCCUACACUCUCCAUCCUCGCAACACCCCCGAGUCCCGCCGCGAUAACUCGUACUCACCCCCAGGCCUCGGAGACCCAGAGGGUGAAUUCCCUAGUAAAUGGUUCUCGGGCGGCUCCAGGGAGGAUGUUCACGCGUUCCUCGACUCGGGUCUCGACAUUGUCGUCAUAGCUCUACCAUUGACUGCUAAGACACAGGGCCUGAUCUCCAAGCCUGAGCUUGAAAUACUCGCCAAGAAGAGGACAUUUCUAAUCAAUAUUGCCCGUGGACCUAUUGUCAACACCGAUGACCUUAUUCAGGCAUUGAACUCUGAGAAGAUUGUGGGUGCGGCGCUGGACGUCACUGACCCUGAGCCGUUGCCCAAGAAGCACCCUCUCUGGAGUGCCAAGAAUGUGACUAUCACGCCUCACAUAAGUGCAAUUUCUUCAUUUUACUUCAAGAGGUUAUUUGACAUUUUUGGGUUGAAUUUGGAGAGGUUGGGCGUGGGGCAGACAGAUCUCAUCAACAAGGUGAACAGGCGAGAGGGUUAUUAA
Fusarium graminearum PH-1 is the source of this 1113-nucleotide messenger RNA. RefSeq lists its product as uncharacterized. Gene Ontology annotation, molecular function: NAD binding. NCBI's taxonomy places the organism in Eukaryota, Fungi, Ascomycota, Sordariomycetes, Hypocreales, Nectriaceae. The record is from RefSeq and is a predicted model, not a curated record. The coding region runs from base 1 to 1113 and encodes 370 amino acids. The transcript is spliced from 5 exons.